Messenger RNA from Heterocephalus glaber (naked mole-rat), 942 nucleotides. Its product is annotated as olfactory receptor 5AL1-like. Gene Ontology annotation, biological process: G protein-coupled receptor signaling pathway. Gene Ontology annotation, cellular component: membrane. NCBI's taxonomy places the organism in Eukaryota, Metazoa, Chordata, Mammalia, Rodentia, Bathyergidae. Gene Ontology annotation, molecular function: olfactory receptor activity; G protein-coupled receptor activity. The record is from RefSeq and is a predicted model, not a curated record.
AUGGCUGAAGGCAAUCACUCAGCAGUGUCUAGAUUUAUCCUCUUCGGACUCACAGAUGAUGCAGAGCUGCAGGUCAUUCUCUUUGGUGUAUUCCUAGUAGUCUACUUAGUCAGUGUCAUGGGUAAUCUUGGACUGAUUGUGCUGAUCCAAGUCAGUCCUCAGUUGCACACACCCAUGUAUUUCUUCCUCAGCCAUCUGGCUUUCAUUGACUUUUGUUUUACCUCCUCUGUCACCCCAAAUAUGCUUAUAAAUUUUUGGCAGGAAGUUAAAAGUAUAACAUUUUAUGCAUGUGCUGUUCAGUUGUGCUGCUUUGUCAUGUUUGUAGUUUCUGAAUUGUACCUGCUGUCCAUCAUGGCCUACGAUCGCUACGUGGCCAUCUGCAGCCCUCUACUUUAUGUCAUUCUCAUGCCUAGGAAACUCUGCAUUCAAAUGAUUGCUGGCACCUACAUUUAUGGGGUCUCUGUGGGUCUGGUCCAAGCAGUGUCAACAUUCCAGUUGUCCUUUUGUGGCUCCAACAUGAUCAACCACUUCUACUGCGAUGAUGUCCCCUUAAUUGCUCUGGCUUGUUCUGACACUCACAUCAAAGAGUUAUUGUUGCUAAUCAUCGCAGGGUUCAAUACCCUUUGCUCUCUAGUGAUUGUGCUCAUUUCUUAUGCCUUCAUCCUCUUUGCCAUCCUGAGGAUUCAGUCUGCAGAAGGAAGACAGAAAGUGUUUUCUACCUGUACGUCUCACCUGACCUCCAUCUCAAUAUUUUAUGGGACUGUUAUUUUUAUGUACCUCCAGCCUAAGUCAAGCCAUUCUCUGCACACAGAUAAAUUUGCUUCCAUGUUCUAUGUGGUAGUGAUUCCCAUGUUAAACCCAUUGAUCUAUAGUUUAAGGAAUCAGGAGGUAAAAAAUGCUGUGAAGAAAAUUAUAGAAAAGUUGUGUUUGGCUAUCAAAUAA